Messenger RNA from Trypanosoma brucei brucei TREU927, 429 nucleotides. RefSeq lists its product as hypothetical. Lineage: Eukaryota; Euglenozoa; Kinetoplastea; Trypanosomatida; Trypanosomatidae. The record is from RefSeq and is a predicted model, not a curated record. The coding region runs from base 1 to 429 and encodes 142 amino acids. The transcript has a single exon.
AUGUUGCGUUGUUUCUAUUUCAAAACUCUUUCAUUUUCACUAUUCUUCUAUUGUGACAGGAUACUUCUAGCGCAGUUUUUCUCUCAAGCUAUUUUAAAGUUCGUUAUGUUCUCGAAAUCCGUCGCACUUGUCUUUGCCAUCGCCUUCGUUAUGGAGGUGGUGCGUGCCGCCGCCCCAGAUCCCGCUCCGGGUGGUGCCACUGAAAAGGAAUUCCCACUCGUAUGGGUUUGCCUCGGUAUUACAGUGGUAGGCAUUGGCAUUGCAUUGUAUGUUGCACACCGCCGUCCUGAUGAGCUUCACAUCCCUGGUGCAUCUGAUGAGGAAACGGAAGAAAUGACGCGCGCUGACGGACCUGAGAACAAUGAAAAUCCCGGCGCCAACGAAACGGCUGCUGAUGAUGGUGCAAAGAAGGAGCAGGCAACCGUUUGA